CUAAAACAUAAUACAGUGCAAACAAACCAAACCAACCACCCCACAGAUAACAGUACAUACAAGCAAGCGUCGUCAGGCAGGUCGGGUCAAUAUCAAUAGGGCAGGUAGGUACAGGGGGGAGCAAGCGGAGAUGGGUCGGGGUCACAGGCCAGGUUCAGCAGGUAGCAAGCAGCGUGGUACAGAGGGUCAGGCAGAGGGAUGGUCAGGAGCGAGCCGGGAUCAGAGCAGGAGAAGUCAGCAGCGGUUCAGAUCAGGCAGGGUCAGCAAAGGAACAGAAACAGGAUGCAGGACAGAUACAGGGCCCAGGACAAACACAACACCAAGGCAGAGUCUGCAAGUCUGGCCA
This is a messenger RNA of Staurois parvus, 346 nucleotides long. The record is from the annotation of a GenBank genome assembly. NCBI's taxonomy places the organism in Eukaryota, Metazoa, Chordata, Amphibia, Anura, Ranidae.